Molecule: messenger RNA, 3303 nt
Organism: Anopheles funestus (African malaria mosquito)
Lineage: Eukaryota; Metazoa; Arthropoda; Insecta; Diptera; Culicidae
Gene: Moca-cyp
Product: peptidyl-prolyl cis-trans isomerase G
Exons: 9
Coding region: 135-2783 (882 amino acids)
Biological process (GO): protein peptidyl-prolyl isomerization
Cellular component (GO): intracellular membrane-bounded organelle
Molecular function (GO): peptidyl-prolyl cis-trans isomerase activity
Source: RefSeq, a predicted model, not a curated record
UUCUGAAGCGUUUCCCUGCUGUCAGAUGAUUCAUUAUUGGUUUUGUUGUUCGGUUCGCGUGCGUCUGAAAAUAGUGAAGCGACUACAUUUUAAUCUACGGCAUUCGCGUUUUUACGAUUUGGACAGCAACAAAAAUGACGGUCGAUUCCGAUACCGGUGCUAUGGUGGAACCAUCAGCGCAGGAAAAAGUGAGAUGCUAUUUCGACGUUACCCUCGGUGGUUUACCGGCUGGUCGCAUUGUGUUCGAGCUGUUUCCGGCAGUCGCACCGAAAACUUGCGAAAACUUCCGCGCACUAUGUACGGGUGAAGCUGGUAUCGGGCAAAAGACGGGAAAACCUUUGCACUACAAGGGCAUCAUUUUUCAUCGUGUGGUGAAAGAUUUCAUGAUCCAGUCCGGAGACUUCUCGAACGGCAAUGGAACUGGUGGCGAAUCGAUUUACGGAGGCAUUUUCGAUGAUGAACCUUUCACUCUGAAACAUGAUCGAGCAUUCUUGCUCUCUAUGGCCAAUCGUGGCAAAAACACGAACGGCUCCCAAUUCUUCAUUACAACGCAACCUGCACCACAUCUUGACAGUGUACACGUUGUAUUUGGUCAUGUUGUAUCCGGCCAGGAUUUAGUACGACAGCUCGAACAGCUACCGGUCGAUCGUAAUUCUCGUCCACUGCAAGAUGCAAUGGUUUCUAACUGUGGUGAACUGGUGCGGCAGAUAAAAGCAAAAAAGGAAAAGAAGAAUAAGAAAGCUGCCGCAUCCAGUGAGGAGUCUGAAGAUGAAACGAGCAGGAAGCGUAAAAAGGAUAAAAAGAAGAAACGCGGAAAAGAAUCAUCUCCGCGCACAAAACGUGCCCCCGAUGCGGAUGCAUCAAUCGAGGAAGGAGAACUGGAAGAUGAGAUACACCCGAUGGCUACGGUGACCAAAAUCGAUCCGGACGAAAUCCCGGAGGUUUCAAACAAGUACCUAAUGCGCAACGAUGCGGCUAAGCGUGCAACUGUGCAGGAGGACGACCGUAAGCGCGAUAAUCGAGCAAAGGAGCAGAGAGGAUUCGGUUGGAUGAAGAAAAACGUACCCACAUCACGCAGUGGACGCAUUAUCAAGGGUCGUGGACACUUUCGCUAUCGUACGCCAUCGCGAUCACGUAGCCGCUCCAGGAGCCAGACGCCGAUUCAUUGGCGCGCUGCUCAGAAACGCACGAUUAAGAUGACCGAUCUGGAAAAGCUGGAAGAUGAGAAACGGCAGCGUGAAUCGGAGAUCAAGCGUCGGGAAGCGGAACGCAAGAAGCGUCACGAGGAGCUAGCGAAAGGUGUUUCCAAAAAAUCGUUCUUCGAGCUAAAUCAAGAACAGGCGGUUACGCGUGAAAAAUCAACCAGCGAAUCACCGGAUGCUGCGGCAAAUGCCAAGCGUGCUACCGAUCCUGCCAAGACGCAGGAAGAACCGGUGCGGGGCAAAUCGAACGGAUCGAUUGAUAUGAAUGCUUUGGAUUAUGAGCAUCAUCCGGCAGGUACGUCGGACACGGAGCCGGACGAAGCGACGCACAAAAAAAGUGACUCUUUAGCCAAAGCUCUCGGUGUGGAACCGAAAAAGAAAUCCAACGAUGCGGGUAAAGCAGAUGAACGGCGCAAACCGGCCGACGAUCGGAAACGCGAUCGUUCGCGCAGUCGCUCGCGUGAUCGUCGUCGGGGUGGUGGUGACGGCUAUCGAGGUCGUUCACCACCUGGUCAGCAACGUGGUGGAGGAGGUGGAGGAGGAGGGAAUCGUAACAGGCAACCGUUUGGAUUUGGGUCGGGCGCUCAACAUUACAAUCGCUACAACCAACAGCAGCAGCAAGGUUCAAACAGGCGCUAUGGAGGUGGAAAUAAUGUCGGUGGAUCCUACUACUCACGGCCCCGUGGACGUUUCGGUGGCAAUAAUGAACGAUAUGAUCGCGAUCGUUCCCGCCGAUCGCGCAGUCACGAGGGUGGUGGUUUUUCGCGCCGCUCGCGCAGAGAACGUUCCGUAAGCCACUCGCGUUCGCGUACACCCGAACAUAGGCGUCGGCGUAAGGAUAACAGCUCUACCGGCAGCUCCCAGGAACGGAAUGAGCGCUCCAGACGUAACCGAUCCGUUACACCAACCGAUCGUCGCUCGGCGUCUCGCCCUGUCACGAGCGAUAAGACAAAAAGGGAAAGCAUCGCCAAUGGCAAAGAGUUGGACAAGUUCAGGGACAAAAGUCCGGGCUCAGUUGCAACGGCGAUCGUUGUCGCUGCUACUGCGGCCGUAGAAGCGGCAAAGCUACCUGCCGUAUCGAUUAAAACCGAGGACAUGUCCGAAGAGGAAAAGGCGCGCAUGCAGAAGGAAAAGAUGUUGAAGCGAGCCGAAACGCUGCUGCUGCUGAAGAGCCACAUGGAAAAGGAAAUAGAAGAGCAGCAGCGCAAGGCUCGGGAGAAACAGCAACAGCAGCUGUUACUGCGCAAGCAAAAGGAAGAGCAGGAGGCCCGGGCCCUCGAUGCGGUAAUGGAUUUGGCGCAGCUGAAGCAGCUGAAGAAGGAAACCAUCCAAAAGCUGAACGCACAGGAAGCGGCACAGCGGAUACUGGAAACGGUGGUCACUAAUGUUAGUGCCGUUGCCGGGUCUGGCGCCACAAGCCAGAAGAAAAAGUCCAAAAAUAGCAGCAAUAAACGGCGCUCGUCUCGCAGCUCUUCGUCCUCCUCCUCCUCUUCGUCGGCUGCUUCCAAAAAGGAGAAAAGCCGUAAGAAGCGUAAGGAUAAGAAGCGCAAAGCACGCCGCCAUUCAUCCAGCAGCUCUUAGAUGAAAUGCUUCACGGGUCAAACGGCCAGCUUACGAAGCAUUGCCUUUCUUUACAUAGUGCGUGCAAAAGUAUGAUUUUAAAACAAUAGAGUUCUUUUCCUUUGGCGUGAACAACAUACUUGAUCUUCACUAAUACCCAUAAACGGGGUUUUUAUGCUACUCCUGUCGUCACAUAGCAUUGUUAGUAAUGCACGACUUAUACCAAACGCUCGGUUUGGUACCAAAAUUUCAACUGGAACUCUCCGCAUCCGCAAUGGGUUUCUAUACUUAAGUCAUAGCUAAUCUGUUGAGGUUUAGCCUGCAAACCGACAAAGCUUGAUGAGCCAUAUUAUAGUAGUGAAUCCUUGCAUAGUUGACGGGUUUGAAGCAGAGAGCAGAUUUGAUCCCAAAACUCAUGUGGCAUGUCGGUAAGGCUUUUCAGUUCGGAGCAAUGAACUGUGCAAUGCUAUUUCUUUGUAAUUCGCAUUUUCUUCAACUAUAUAAACAUUUUCAAUAAACUUGUCUCAAUUUAAGGUGCAAA